AUGCUGCAGCACGACGCGGUCCAGGCCGUGCUUGAUACGAUACUCUUGCAUACACCCAACUCCCUUGAAGCCAGCUGUUUUGUCCGCACGAGCACCGAUAUCACGACUUCCCGACGAUAUUUUGACACAAAUAUUUACUUAUGCUGCCCAUCCUUCCUCGAUGUAUGCAAGCACGAGCACAACAUCGAUCGCCAUAGCCGGAACGAAUCGCCAUUGGAGAACGCUGGCUCUGGGCCAUCCAGCACUAUGGACGCGUACGCACGCGAUGCUCCACUCUCGCGAACUUUGGCCCCACACGUCAACCGAGUCAAGCAGCUCUGGAUACAGACCGCCUCGGUCCAUACUGAAGCAUUUUUGAAAUCCAUCGCGGGAGGCAAAACCAGCCAGUUGGAGCGCCUAGUCGUCACCGGUCGAUACACGGAUGACCACCCCCUCGAACUUCCGCCAAAUUUAUUAUCGAGACUCAAACAUCUCAGUUUGACCCAUGCAUUUCUGGCUCCCACACCCGUGCCCACCAACCUACUAUCACUGUCGCUCAAACCACCCCCUGGUGCGCCUCCAUUACCCCUAUCAACACUCACAGCUCUUCUCAAGGAGAGCCCCAACCUGACGGACCUCUCGUUGUUUGGCAACGCCGUACCGAUAUACAAACCAGGAGAUCCGCAACAGGAACGCAUAGAUUUGAGCAAACUAAAGACGUUGAAAGUUGCGAGUGUAAAUCCCGUACAAGCAGCAUGGUUGUUGUUCCACAUCUCCCACCCAUCAGGCACCCUCCUUACCCUCGACCUUGAGCCCUCCCGCCCGCUUCGAACUAUCUCAUUCGACCGUCCUCGCGCGCCUGACUUUUCGCGCCCUCGACCCCCAGGCGAACUCGAAUCGUACUAUGCAGUGUUGACUAUGUUCAGAGGUGGCGCGAUCCCGCUCGAAACCAUCACCCUUGGACCAGCAAUUUCUGAGAGUAAACAACAGCAGGUGAUCGAGGUGAAACAAGUAGGAGACGGAAAGCAGCAAGACACGGUUCAGGAAGAGGAAAUAACAACCGAGAAGCUUUCUGCUCAGUAUACUUCAAGCACAUCCACACUUUCUCUUGCGGCUGGUUCACGCGCAACAGAGGCUUUGGCACGAUUACUCUCCACUCCCGUCCAAGGGGUAUCCAAACUCUGCGUGAACGGGCUCAAACUUAGCUUAGAGAGAUUGGAAGAAGUGAAGAGGGGUGGGGAAGAAGGAUGUCAAAUCAGAACCAUCGAGAUUCGUGCGUGUUCGUUGCCCAUUUUGCAAAAAGGCGAACGACCUCGCACAAACGAAUUUAACGGAGAGAGACCGAGAAGGGGCCCACCACCUCCUACGCCGUCCCAGACGUCUCCCACCUCCGGACCGGGGCAAAAUCCCACAUCCGUUCCACAAGCACAGCCCUCGACCUACUCAAGCCCCAAAUCCAACACCCUCUCCCCUCCUCAGCCCCAGCCAGCCAAUUUUUCAAACCCGUACUCGUCCACUGGAUUCCCAACACCCUCUCCCGGCUCUGCUACGUUCCUUCCGGCUGCUACAACAACAGGAUACCCAACCCCCGCUCCUCAACAUUCGAACUUCCCGAUCUGGACCCCGUACACGGCCAGUCAUGAGCUGACCACACCCUGGGCAUGCGGCGGGGGCUUCAACGGCGUGGGCGGGAGAUUCGAUUCAAACGGAACAGGUUCAAACGGCGACACGUUGAAUUCGCCUCUUUCUUCCGAGGGGGGCACAACCACCACGGGCACCGCCGUCCCCGAACAGGAACCCGACGUCUCCAAUACCGAAAUCGACCCGAACCUUUCUUCGUCCACGCACAGCGCACUGUCCGGAUCCGUACAUAGCACGUCUGGGGACACGACUCUGGCUAGUAUCGCUUCUUCCGAAGACGCGAAUCACCUAGAGGACGAGCAGGCGGAUGAAGGAGAGGGCAACGAGACGGGAUCUGAGAUUUCGGAUACCGACGCGGUGGUCAAUCUAAACGCGACCGAAGCUGUCGGGGAGCGGAGGAGGAGCUCAUUGGGGAACAAGGGCCGGCCCGGGAAACUGAGGGAUGAUAUCCUUGCCAAGCUGAGAGAGGACGUACUGGGGAAAGCUCGAGAGGAUGUUGGGAAGACUCGGGCUGAUUCUGCUGGAAAGUCGCGAGAGGCAGAUAAGGCUCGUACUAAUGCCGGAAGUGACAAGAACCUAGGUGGGGGAAGUAGUACUGCAGGGACUGUUGGGACGGGAGGCGGAUCUGGGUCGAGUACGCCGAUGGCGUUUGCAACUCCAGCCGCCCAGAUUCGGGGGCUACCAGGUGGUGCAAGUCAAGUCAAUGACGUGAAUGGUGGAGUUCAUGUCAGUGGUACAACUAGCACAGUGCAAACCAAUGGAACACAGACUAAUGGUCUCAACACGACCAAACCUCUAUUACCCAGUGCGACCAGUGCACCCCUUCUUUCUACCACCGCCCUACCUACGAUCCCCAAUACAGUUCAACCGCAACUCAGCCGUGUAGCCACAGCUCCUCAAUUGGACCAACUGAAGCUUAAAUCCAACCACCUCCGCCCGAGCAACUCUUCUUCCAGCCUCCGUAAGCCGCUUGGUUUCGCGCCGUACGCGAGCAGUGUGGCCGUUACUGGCUUUGGGAUCGAAACAAACGUUGCAAGCACAAAUACGCGCGCCCCUCUCCGUUCACCCACAUUCCCGUUCUCCACCCAACCUUCGUUCCAUACGCUUCGACACCCCGGUGACCCCGACAUCCGACUCCUAACCAUCCUCUCGUUCCACAUGCCCCAACUUGAAGAAUUGCGAAUUGUACGAAGCACAAUCCGAGGUGCGGCGCUGAUCAAGUUUAUCGAGUCGAGGAAUAAUUGCUCCGAAGAAGACGAUGGGAGUGAUUCGGACUCGGAGAGUGGUAAGGCGGGACCUGGGACCCCGAUUCUGAUGCUGGAGUUGGUUGAGUGUCCAUAUGUGAGUGCGGAGCAUGUGAGGGUGCUUCGUGAGAGUGUGGAUGAUGUACGGUGGAAAGCGUAUACGUACAUCGGAGUUGCUGGAGGGGUGUAA
This is a messenger RNA of Rhizoctonia solani, 3054 nucleotides long. RefSeq lists its product as uncharacterized. Bases 1 to 3054 code for a protein of 1017 amino acids. The record is from RefSeq and is a predicted model, not a curated record. The transcript has 5 exons. NCBI's taxonomy places the organism in Eukaryota, Fungi, Basidiomycota, Agaricomycetes, Cantharellales, Ceratobasidiaceae.